Messenger RNA from Phragmites australis (common reed), 621 nucleotides. RefSeq lists its product as uncharacterized. NCBI's taxonomy places the organism in Eukaryota, Viridiplantae, Streptophyta, Magnoliopsida, Poales, Poaceae. The transcript has 2 exons. The record is from RefSeq and is a predicted model, not a curated record. Bases 91 to 621 code for a protein of 176 amino acids.
AUCUCUGUUCGUAAAACAUCUGUGUGCUUGCAGUAGUUUACGCUUAGCGCUGUGCUGGCUGAGAGCUAGCUCUAGUAGUUUCGUUUCCAGAUGGAGGAUUCGGUGGGCGAGGAAGAGAGGAGGGAACAGGGGGAGACCGUGGCGCAGGCGAAAGCGCAUCAAGAAGUAGAAGCAGGUGGUGGCGGCGGCGGCGAGCCAGGUCAGGAGGGCGGGUUCCUGAGCGCCGUGGCGUCCAAGAUCGGCACGGUGAUGUCCAGAACAAAUGGGAGCGGCGGCGAGGUCAAUGCGACCGCGGCGUCUAAUGGCGAGGAGAUGAAGGAGGAGAAGAGAGACAGUAAUGGCGGCGCAGGAAUCUUCCAUAAGCUCCUGUCCAGCUCGCCCCUUGCUUCGUCACAAGCCUUAGGAGCAAUGGAAACACAGGAGGUGAAAGGGGAAGGGAGAGACCAGGACGCGGAAGGCGAGCGAGCCGGGAUUAUGAGCGAUAUGGCCUCCAAGAUCGGCAUGGCCAUCUCUGGCGCCAAUGGCCAUGGGAACCACAGCAGCGAGGACGACGCCAAGAUGAGCAAUGGAGACGCUGUUGAUGGCAGUACGGAUGACAAGGAGAUGGUGGUGGGAUCCUGA